UUUUUUUAUUUCAUUGUAAAAAUUAAUUAUUUAGCUAGAAAAUUCAAAAAUAAAAUUCCCUCCUUUUUUGAAAAAUCCACAUUUUUUUGUCCGCAAAAUUUAUUUUGGCUCUUGUCCAAUCAACCUUUACACGUCCAAUGGGAAGUUUAAGCGUCCAAACAAGUUUUUAUGAGUCCGGUAUCAUGUUGUAAAUUCAUCUAUUCCCCACCAACAACAUUAUCUUCAUUACACGAUUUUGGUUCUUCUUCCCAUUUAUUUUCCCCUUUUUUGGCUAUGGCCGAACCCGAACCUUUGGGUUUAUGGCCAGGUUUGGCUAUUGGCUCUUUACUUUUUGUGCUUAUACUUUUGUGUGUUCUCGGGAAUUUGUUGGUUAUUUUGGCUAUUUUGAUAGAAAGGGAUUUGAGGUCUAGGCCCCAAUAUUAUUUGAUAUUUUCUUUGGCUGUGGCUGAUUUAAUGGUUGGUCUUUUAAUUACUCCUCUUGGUGCUUGGACAACUUUAAGGCAAAAAUGGGAGAUGGGUGUUACUGUCUGUGAUUUUUGGAUUAGUGUAGAUGUAUUGGUUUGUACUUCUUCAAUUCUUCAUUUGGUAGCUAUAGCUUUAGAUCGUUAUUGGUCUAUAACAAAUAUUUAUUAUACUCAAAAUCGAACUCCACAACGAAUAUUUACAAUGUUAUUUGUUAUUUGGGUAUUCUCUUUGCUUAUUUCUUUAGCACCACAAUUUAAAUUUUUACAUUUGAAAGAUAAAGGCUUUGUUUCUCGUGUUGAAAAUCAAAAAAUUUGUCUUAUUUCACAGGAUAUUGCUUAUCAGGUAUUUUCAACUUCAACUGCCUUCUAUAUUCCUCUUUGUGCCAUAAUAAUUAUUUACUACAAAAUUAUGAGAGCCGCCAAAAAGCGUUUUCGACGUGAAAGAGAUAGAAGAACAUUAAAUAGAGGUGUGGUUGAUGAUUCUUCUGUGCCAUUAAAAACAAGUAAACAAAUGGAUUUUGAAGAACAAAAUUCUUCACCAACUACACAAAAAUAUACAGCUACAUCGGGUGAAAAAAACAACAAUAAUUAUCCGACGAAUUGUUCGCCUCCUAUUCUUAAUAAACAACAAAAUGGAAGACAGUUUUCGGAAAAUAAUAACAAGUCAAUCCAUGAAACUUCACCAAAAAACAGCAAUAAUAACAACAAUCCAUCAGAAGAAUUUUACCAAAAUAAAGAAAAAACAAAAAAGCUUUAUUCAAACAUAGCAAGUCUAGAUAUAGAAGAAACAGAAUUUAAGGCAAACGAAAAUUUAAAAAAUGGAAUAAAUAAUAAAGGAGAAGAAUCUAAACAACAAUUAAUUAAUUUUCCAAAACAUUUAAAAAAUAUUGCAGAGAAGGGAAGGAAAAAAAGAAGUGGGAAAAAAGAAUCUGUUGAGACUAGAAGGGAAAGAAAAGCUUGGAGGACGUUGGCUAUUAUUACUGGAACAUUCUUUUGUUGUUGGACUCCUUUCUUCGUUCUUUCCCUCUACCGUCCAUUCUGUAUAAAUUUAACUGGCGAAAGUGAAUGUAGACAUAUACCCCCUUUAAUGGAACAAAUAUUUAAUUGGCUAGGUUAUUUAAAUUCGGCAUUAAAUCCAAUUAUUUAUACAAUAUUUUCUCUUGAUUUUAGAAUGGCUUUUAAAAGAAUUUUAAAGAAGGCGCUAUUUUUUUCUAAACGAUAA
Messenger RNA from Meloidogyne enterolobii, 1686 nucleotides. The record is from the annotation of a GenBank genome assembly. Lineage: Eukaryota; Metazoa; Nematoda; Chromadorea; Rhabditida; Meloidogynidae.